GGGGGAUAAUGUUUCUCCUGGCAAGCUCACAUUCUCUCUCAGAUUCAGUUUCUCUUCCAGUAUGACUUGCAUGCACCAUCGCGGAGACAAUCAGGGAUUUUGUGCUUGUAGGCCGAACCAUUCCGUUCCUCAACUGUAGGAUAAACUCAUGGUGAUCACCGGGCGCUCCCCGAGGUCGCUCCCCGGUGUCUUACCCCCCACGGGGCACAAUGGGCUUGUAAGAUGCCCUCUUUGUGGAAGCGGAUCACAUUCUCUGUGGCCUCUGUGCUGUGCGUCGGCUCCGUGGGCCUGCUGGUGGUGGCCCUGUCCACGGAGCGGUGGGUUACCGGACGGAUUCUGUGUCAAACUGGAGUGGACUUAGUGAAUGCGUCUCACCCCGAACUGAACCAGUUCGUUGGGGAUAUUUAUUAUGGUUUAUUCCAGGGAGGAAAGACCAAGAAGUGUGGUCUCGGAACCAGACGAUCCAAAAUCUACAUUUUCCCAAACCUUGUGCAGACACUGAACAGUGGUCUUCACAUGAUGGUGAUUCUUUUCCUUUUGGUGGCUGUUGGCUUUGCUCUGGUCAGUCUGUCCUUCAGCAUUUAUAAUGCUCGUAAAGUCCCCUACCAGAGCAUCAAAGGACACAAAGGACUCUAUCUGUGGAACUUCAUAGCUGCUCUGUUUGGUGCCCUCGGUGUUCUGUGUUUCCUGGCAGCUUUGAGGCAUCACCGUCUGACGGAGCGAGUGGCGAACUAUAAAGAGAACCUCUUUGUUCUGGUUGUGCUGGAUGACUCUCUGGACUGGUCUUUCUGGUUGGGGGUUGGCAGCGUUGGGACUCACUUUGCUGUUUGUGGAGUGGUUGCCAUGAGUCGCUUUAAGUUGCCCAAACCAGAGAUCAAGAAACCAGAACAACCCACCAUCUCUUCUGUGGAUCUGCUCUACUGAUGAACUGUUAAUGUGUCCACCACUGAUGGAUGAUGAGCAUAAAAACUGUCUGUCUGUAACCUUUUGUCUUUAAAGGAAUUGCUGUAAAGUUCUUGGACCAACUUUAUUGUCCAAAGGCCUGUAAACUUUGGAUUAUGGGUGAAAAAAAUAACUAAUCUCAGAAUAUGAAAAACAAAUGAGAAAUAUAUUUUUUAAUCUUGAGCCUCUAAGUGAUGAAAGUAAAGGGAAUCAAGAAACGUAUCUAUGACGUGAACCUGAUUUAUCACCUCUGCCUGUAUGAUUCAAAAUGGACCACAUAUGAAAUUAGCCUUGGUUUGUAAAUCAGAAUCUGCCCAAGAACUGAUGACACUGUGUUUUACUUUAGGAAUCAAAACUAUUUGAAUAGGUGGUGGCUGAGAUCCCUCUUUCAGAGCAAUUUAUGAAAUAGAUUUUAUGGUGAUAGAGAAGAAAGUCACAUAUGACAGUAAAAGUUCCAUCAUAGAGCAAGACCUAACACAUUUUUGUGCAUAAUGGCGUAGAUAUAAUUAGCUAGUUCAAUUAGCUCAGUGAAGGGAAAUGAUGCCAAUGAGUUGAGGACAUAUUUGAAAGAAAAUCACACAACAAUAGCAUUGUUACUUUGCAGCCACAAGCUAAUGGAUGUGACUCCACUGGCCGUUGAAUCCUCCAGGAGCAAACAGAUAAAAGACCAAACACUGGCAAAUACACUCAUAUAUUUGUUUCUGCUUUUUGAUGCUGACUGAACCGAAUAAGAUCUGUUGCGAUCAUCCCCGAAUGAGUUGUGCACUCUGUAAUAGUUAACAUGUUACAAAGAAGUCUUUUAUUAUUAUAAGUGCAUAAUGUAAUUUCUAUGUGCUUUUAGUAUUAUUUCAUGCUUUUUGUGUGUAAGUCAGGCUCUUUGUUUUAACUUCUGUUUGUCCAGCAUGAUCUGUGAAAAACCAUAAAAAGUCACCUAAUUCAGUAAUAACUGGUUUACAAGAGAGUUAAAGGGGCAUGUAGAUGGUGAUGCAAAGUUAGUGUGAUUGUUUUUUUCUUAAGGUGCACAUGCCAAAAAAUAACGUAAGGGAAAAAGUUGGGUGGUGCACUUUCUAGUUCAUCUCCACACAAGAACAUUUGCCUUUCCAGAAAAUUGUUAUAAGAAUCCUCUUUGUUUUAUGCAGGGUUAAGAUUCUAUUAAGAUCUGCACCUGACCGGUUAAAAUGUGGUUUUAGUGACUGCAAACAUCCUCAGAUCCCCACUGAUGCUCGCCUAUGCCCUCAAAAGGCUCUAGACAUCAGCAGUAGAUAUAUGCAGAAAUAGAGCACCCCACACUAGAAUCAUGCAGAUGGUGUGAUGGGACAUUGCCUAAAUGAGUAGUACUGCCAUCCUCUUCACCUGGAUGAUGACUCACUAUACAAAGUUGUAAAAAUCAGUCAGAAUGUGAAUCGUCUUAGCAAGGCCUGAGUAGGAAUUCUGUGAAUCUAAUAAAACUACAGUGUCCUAUCAGAAUCAGGAGGGUUUUACUGCUAAAUGUGCAAGAAUCACAACAUUAGGAAAUUGCUGCGGUACUGGGUGACAAAGAAAAGGGAGAUAAUAAUAGGAGAUAAGAAAAUAUAGGGAGUAAGAAAAUAAUAAGUGGAAACACUUAGAGAAAUGGCUGAUAUAUGCAAGACAGUGUAGGUACUGAUCAGAGUGGAUCAGUUCAGGUACAAACACAACACAGGUGUCAGGUGACUAGAACCAAGCCACUGGAGUGGGCAGAGCUAGGAUUGUCGUCCAUGAGACAACAGCAGAGGGGAAGAAACUGUCUUGUGGCGAGAGGUUCUGGUCCUGUCAGAUGGGAGCGAGUCAAAGAGACUGUGUCCAGGGUGGCACAGGUCAGCUGUGAUCCGACCUGCACGCCUCAAUCUCCUGGGGGUGUACAGAUCCUGUAUGGAGGGGAGUUUGCAGCCAAUGACCUUCUCAGCAGAGUGUACAACACUCUGCAGCUUAUUCUUGUGCCUGGUGGUAGCUCCAGCGUACCACACAGUGACUGAGGAGGUGAGGCUGAACUCGAUGACUGUGGUGUAAAACUGCCUCAUCAACUGUGCUGGCAGGUUGAAUUUCUUCAGAUGCCUGAGGAAGUUCAUCCUCAGCUGGGCCUUUUUUAUGACAGAGGUAAUGGUGGGAUCCCACUUGAGGUCUUGGUUGAUGGUGGUUCCCAGGAAGCAACAUGAGUCCACCAUCAUGA
Messenger RNA from Nothobranchius furzeri (turquoise killifish), 3130 nucleotides. It is a transcript of the gene clrn2, whose product is annotated as clarin 2. The record is from RefSeq and is a predicted model, not a curated record. NCBI's taxonomy places the organism in Eukaryota, Metazoa, Chordata, Actinopteri, Cyprinodontiformes, Nothobranchiidae.